Molecule: messenger RNA, 435 nt
Organism: Strongylus vulgaris
Lineage: Eukaryota; Metazoa; Nematoda; Chromadorea; Rhabditida; Strongylidae
Source: the annotation of a GenBank genome assembly
AUGGGUGGAAUUGAUGCCAAUUGGGUCUCAGCAAAGCGGGCAUGCAUCAAUAUGGACCAUGGAAAGGGUUACCUGGCCAGUGUUCUCGACUGGUCUAAGCACAAUUUCAUCGCACACAUGUUCAAAAAUGACUACAGAAUGGAUUCCCCAUAUAUGUACCACAUUGGUCUCUCGUAUGAUUCAGCGACGGGGAAAUAUUACUGGGAGCAGCCCACCGGCACGGAUAGGAUUCCGAUGACGGGUUCUGUCUUCACAAGGUGGAAUAAGGGCUUCCCAUCGACAAGGGACGAUCAAUACUGCGUUUUAACAGCUCAGACCUCUACCGAUUUCGAUCUUGGAUGGCAAAACGAGCACUGCAGAGCCGUAUCAAAACGCUAUAUUUGCCAGACUGUUGCGUGCGACACCGACAACUACUGUGAUAAUCUGGAAGAAUAG